This is a messenger RNA of Vespa velutina, 6521 nucleotides long. RefSeq names its product malate dehydrogenase, cytoplasmic-like. NCBI's taxonomy places the organism in Eukaryota, Metazoa, Arthropoda, Insecta, Hymenoptera, Vespidae. Gene Ontology annotation, biological process: tricarboxylic acid cycle; oxaloacetate metabolic process; malate metabolic process. Bases 1 to 999 code for a protein of 332 amino acids. Gene Ontology annotation, cellular component: cytosol; mitochondrion. The transcript is spliced from 5 exons. The record is from RefSeq and is a predicted model, not a curated record. Gene Ontology annotation, molecular function: L-malate dehydrogenase (NAD+) activity.
AUGGAUUCCUUGGUCAACGACGUGGACGACGAUGAAAAUGUUGUCUUCGACGAUUCAUCUGAUGAUCGCCAUGUCUUGCGAAUUGUGGUUACCGAAGCUAGCACAGAAAUCGCUCGCGCUCUAAUGUAUCGAAUUCUUUCUAACAACGUAUUUGAAAAUGAUCGACUCAUUUAUUUAAUUGUUUACGAAACAUUCGAGAAAGCAUUAUUUUUAGAAAGUAUUGUAAUAGAGCUUACGGAAUGCAGCCCGGCUCAGCUCUAUGGUAGUCAGCCUUUCGAGAAAUUUUUAUUGCUCAAGUUUAGUUAUAUGCCAAGAGGAUAUGAAUUUAUGGACGAAGAGUAUGAAGAUUUAUUUUUCAAGGAGUGUGCCUUAAUUGCAAAAUUUCAUGGUGAAACCUUAGAAAGGUAUGCAAAGAGAGAUGUAAAAGUAAUUGUUCUCGGAAAUGCAACAGCUACUAUUAUUUCGCAUUAUGCGAAAUCUAUUCCUAAGAAGAACUUUACGUCCUUAUCGAAAUUAAACGUGAAAAUGUGCGCGGCUCAUAUAGCAGCGCGAACUGGUUGUCGUGUCGAUCAAAUUAAAAAUAUUAUCUUAUGGGGUACCGAUAAUAAAAGUACGUUUCCCGAUUGUAGGUACAUAUCUUUUGAAAAAGAUGUGAUUAUUAAUGACUGUUUACGUGCAUGGCUAAAAGUAGAUCUACCACGGAUACUGGAAAAUAUAUUGAAUAGAUCUUGGUAUACGAGAUCACUCGCAUAUGCACUUGCAGAACAUUGCAAAUUAUUGUGGUAUGGGACAGAACAAGAUGAAUGGACUUGCAUGGGUGUAUACUCUGAUGGUUCAUACGGUGUUCACGAGGGAAUAUUUUUUUCCUAUCCAGUAUUUUGCGAUAACAAAGAAUACGAGAUCGUUCAAGUAUCAGACAUUUUUAUUAUCCAUAUAUUUCAGAGAAAUUUCAAUAUUAUUUUACUUAUAAUUUUUGAUUUAUAUACAAGGGUCUGCUAGAUAACAAUUCAUACGUCCAGCGACAAAUAGAGAAAAUAAGUGAGUUCCUGUUGUUGAAGAUUCGUGCUGCGUUUCGAAUUUGCAAUUCGAAGUAAAACAUCGCUUUACUUCGAUGAUCAGAUAUAUCCUGUUUAUUCAUUCCUAUGAGCUUACGUAUAAAUGCUGGAACACUUCAUUUUACUUUUUUCUCUAAUACAAUUGUCCGAUUAAUGAUCCCAUAGUACAUAUAUAUAUACAUAUAUAUAUAUACAUAUAUAUAUAUAUAUAUAUAUAUAUAUAUAUAUAUAUAUAUAUAUAUAUAUAAUAAUAUAUGCCUUCUAUAUGAUUAAUUCAAUUCACAUUUCGAAAUACUUUCAAUUUUCAAAACUGACUGAAGAUCGUUUGUGCUAUGCCGUUAUACACACGACAAAUGUAAAUUUUACGACAUUAUAUGAAUGCUUUCACGCGCACGAAAUAUUUCUGAUCAUGAAAUAUGUCAGCGUAUUACAAUAUACUUACUUUCAGCUAAAUGCUCAUUUAUUUAUUGGUCCUUUGAAUUUGGUACCGGUCGUGCACCGAUUGCACCAUUUUUAUUUGAUUUAAAGAUCCAGGUACAUUAUUUGCGUGGCUGAGAUAGCCCCAAAGGCCGCCAAAGCGCUUGCUACGCAAACCACUGCCGUUGUUGUCCCAGACACGCUAACUAUAGUUCCAAGACAGCAAGAAAGGAAAAAUUGCGCUAAGAAGACCAUUGAAGAAACGAUGGCGACGUCAGUACCAAGACCACGAACGCCGCCACUUUGAAUAGCUUCUCCUUCGACCGUAAUUUCGAACUACAAAGGAGAUGUUAGAACAUUUGCAUUUUCUUUUCUUCUCUAUUUCUUUUUUUGUUUUUUUUUUUUUUGUUUUUUUUUCUUUCUUUUUCUUUUGUCUUCAUUAAAAAGUAUACCAUACUCACCGUCGACGAAGCAUGAUAAUGAGCAACUAAUAAAUAAGGCAUGGUAAAUAAAGUGGAGUACAUAACGCCAGCCGUCCAAGAGAAUAUUAUCACGCCAGCAGGAUGUUUUAUGAUAGCCAUCAACAUCAUUCCACUACUGUAAAACAACAGGCCACAAAUGUACACUUUGCGAGCUCUGGAAAAAAAAUCACCAUUGCUGGAUUGGUUCCGGUCUUGAGCGAGAGCUGAAAUUGUUUUACUAACUUGUAACGUUUUAUUAGCUUUUCGAUGAUCAAGGAGUAACACGAGCAGGAUAAAGAAUACAUGGACAUUCCCCAACAUCCAAAACGAACACCUCUUUCAUAUAAUUCUCGUUCCUUCGUGCCAUCAGGAGCCUAUAAAUAAAUCAUCGAUUUAACGGUUGCGAAUAUUUUAUAAAAUAUAUUAAAAUCAAAGUCAUUUCAUAACACGUUUAGUUUUCUUUUCAGAUAUUAUGGAGUCAUUAUAAUCGAACAGAUCUACUUUUCUGAUAGACCUUAAAUUACGCGAACUAGUGGAUAAUAAAUUAGCGAUCGAUAAUGAAAUUCUUAACCUGAGGAUUACCGCCGUAAACAGCUUCGCCAACGAAGUCAGUGAAGUAUAGAGAAUAGCAUACAUGUGCCAUCCAACAGAAAAGGUUGGUCAAACAAACCAUUCGAAGACUAUGAGGCAUAUAAACGAUAGACAUAAGGUAUUCUCUCAAGGUAACUUUCGGAUCAUGUUCUACAUCAGUCAUUUCAUAUUUCGUUUGACUCGUAUCUUGAAUGGGUAUAUCGGGUAUCAUCGGUACCUCGCCUGGUCUUUUGAUGGAUUCUUCCACUGGAAGUGGCUUUAACGCGAAUUCCUGGAAAAUAUGUGAUGGUGAAAUUAUAGAGAAAAAGAAGGAAAUGCCACAUGAGGAAUCACUCACAUCGUUUUUCGUCAUAUGCGCAUCUUCCUCGUUAUCAAUUGCACCAUACGAAGUACAUUCUUCACCAGUUAUUUUAUCGUACUCAUUUCCUUUGGAUUCUUCGGUCUAGAAAAUGUUUACAAAAUAAGUUUGGAUCGAGAUCGAGAUCGAGAUUAAACAAAUUUUUACGAUACCUUUUCUUCUCGAAUUUGCUGAUAUUGGUCCCUUUCAAGUACUUCCAAAGGAAUCUCUUUAAAACUCGUAAUGGUAAAAGCCACGCAUAUUAUGAAAAUGAUAGUGAUUAAUGUGAAAGUAGCAUGAAGGUGUCCUCCUAACAUAAUCCCAAUCGCCGUAGCGUCCCAAUUGAUACCACCUAAUCCGUAUCCCAUGAAACCACCAAGUCCUGCCAUUAUGGUGAAUGUACUCAAUCCUCUGGCAUGAUCCUCUGGAUUCAUCCAUAUAGAUUUUAAUGAUCGACUAUGCCAUAUCUAAAUAUUACCAAUGAAUUCAAUCUUAUCAUUUUACCAGGGAUAGUAACAUCGAGAAGAUAAGCUCUGGCUGGACUUUGACAAGCGUCGGCAUCGAAAUCAAGAAGAACUGUGCCCAAGAUCGUAAAAAAUAUACCCCAGGAAUGUGAAGAUGGUUUCAACGUCGGUACGUCAUCAUCCUUUGAUGACUUCGCCGUCGUUCGAUGACCUAUUGGUAUCGUAUGAUUGCUCCACGAUGAGAUGUCACCGAACGCAUAACCCAUGUUCUCGCCAUUUGGCACCAAAAUUAAUCCUUAGGUGUGAUUCAAAAUAGGAUAAUCAUUGUUAAAUACUUUGAUUUUUCACAAAUAUUCCCAAGAUAUGAGACUCUCGGAAGUUAAAUCGUUACAUUAUUCGACUGUUCGUAAAUUUCAUUAUAUGAUCGGUUUAACUUUCGAGAAGGUCAUAUAUAUAUAAUUUGAUCAUUCACCUAUCAGAACUCCAAUCGCUAACAAAAGAAUGAAGGGUCGUCUUCUACCAUAUUUUAAUCUGCAGCGAUCGCUAACGCUACCCAAGAUCGGUGUAACGAAGAAACCGACGAGAGGGCUCAGAGCCCAAACCAACGUCAUAUGCUGAUGAUCCACACCGAUUUUCAAUAAAGUAGGCGAAACGAAAGCCGUCUCGGCGGCGUAAGAAAAUUCGAUUCCCAUGACGGCUGCGGAAACCCGUACCAAUUCGCGGCGUGUUUUCUUUCUAUACAUUGUUUUUUAAUACAAAUAUUAUAUUUUCAUUUUCUUUUCUUCCUUUCUUUUCUUUUUUUCUUUUUCUUUAUCAUAAAACGAACGAUACAUGAUACAGACAUAUGUACCUGUAAAUAUGAGCAUAGUCGUCCAAGGUUCUUUCCAAUUUGGGAGGACCACGAAGAUGAUUCAGGACACCCGGUAGGCCUUGGUCGAGUGGUACACUGCUUUUCCAUUCUUUAAAAAGGUCCCAUCUCUCCUUUACUUUAUCACGAACGUCGUGAACUCUACCAGCGAAACCUUCGUAUUCGUGCAAUUUAUCCACCAUGGUUCACUGUUCAAGCUCGACGACCACUUUUGAUAAUAAUUCAAUCGUGAGUUCGUCCUUUCAUUAUCACGAAGGAUGGAAAAACGAGCAACUUAUAUUCAAAUAUGCGCAUCGAUAUUGAAUUUGUUUAAUCCUUUGCUCGGCUUGAUUAUACACGCCGCUAGAAUUUGAUUUUCAAACGUUACGAAAGCUUUCUCUUUCGCUUCUUUUUUCUGGCACGUACAAAACUUGCGUAACACACUGUCGAGAAGCGCCGCUCGACUGACAUCACCGUAAACUUGCUACCGCGAAAGCUCCAGCGAAAGCUCUCCUCUUCCUCUCCUUCUCCCUCUCCCUUAGCCUUACCCUUACACACACACACACACACACACACACACACACACACACACUCUCUCUCUCUCUCUCUCUAUCUAUCUGCUUAGAGUUCCAGCGUUCUCACCACCUUCCACCUUCACGAUACAAAUUCACCUUGCUCAGCUCCGAAAUACAAGUUGAACUUUUAGUAACUGACGAAAUUAGCUUUAUUCGUAUGAAUGUAAGCUUGUCUUCUCGAAAAUUAACGGGAAACGGAACCGAAAGCACAUUUCUCUCAGAGCAUUUCUCUGCUAGAGAAAAUUUUUAACUACUUUCUAAAUGUCACUUUAUUAUAUGUAUACAUAUUAAUAUAUGUAUCUAGUUGAUGUAUUCUGUAUACGUUUAGUUUAUUACAUAUAUGUUCAGUUUAUACAUGUUAUUGUAUUCUAUAUACGUUUAUUGUAUUAUGUAUACAUUGAGUGUAUGGAUGUUUAGUUAUGUGUAUUUAGAAAGAUAUGUAUAUGAAGAAACGAGUUUCAUUCGCAACCUUCGACGUUCGAAGGCUUUACUAUAGGACGUAAAUAUAAUUUCCUCCUCCGGAAAUUAUGUAUUUGCAUUUGGUUUUGCUUGAUGUUCUUUUCUGCAAGCUAUUUUCAUUCGUAUGUAGAUAUAUAGUAAUAAUUUUAUCCGUGCUUGAUGCUCGAAGAACUUUUAAAUAUCCUUAUAAUGUAAUUUUUAAUUCAAAUACAUAUCUCUUUACGAAAUGAAUGAGAAUAGUAUUAAUUUUAAAUGCUAUAUUGCUUUUAAACGAUAUAUCAGAAUCCAUAAAAAGAGAGAGAGAAAGAGAGACUUAUUCGAUGAUGUAUUGAAUCGAUUCAACUAUAGCAAGCUGUCAGUCGAAAGAAGUCUUACUAAGUAGGUCUUGUUGCGUAGUUGGCCUUGGCAAAAAGCUCCGUAUUACAAGCCAGUUCGAUAUUUAAAGACAGCAUCUUAUUUCUUCUAUAUCUUAAUUAGAAUUUUCACGAAAGUAUAAAUAAUCGAUAAAUCGUCCAAAUAGCGAUAUUAUUGAAAUGACACGAGUACGAACUCCAUUCUAUGAUAGUAACUGAACCAUUAAAUCAAAUCUUGACAAACGUAUAAUAUUUUUUACAUGCGUAUCGAUUAUUGCUAAAAAGUUCAAAUUAUAUGAAAUCUCUUGCAAAAUCUGCAUCAAUUUUCUUUCUACGCAAAAUGGCAGACUCAUACAUUCUUUUUAUAUCAUUCCUUGGGGAAAACUCGCUGUUUCGUUUUUAUUUAAAAAGAAAGUAAAUACUUUAGAAAAAAAUUGUUCGAGAGGAAUCCUUAAAUUUAAUGCAGAUAAUUCUUCUAUUUUAUGGCGAAUCCUUUGUGACUUGUUGUACAUCAGUUGUUAUAUGCUCUCCUUUUUAUUCUUCAUAUUUGAAGAAUAUUAUCAGUUUAUAUAUAUCAGUAUAUAUACACACACACACACACACACACACACAUGUAAUCGUUUCAUACAUAGUGGAAUUAUAAUAAAAUAAAACGAUUAAAAAUGUAAAAGGAAAGUUAGGAGAUGAAAUAGUUGUUCGAUUUGAUAACAUUACCUGCUUGCAAUAGUUCCAGUAUUGCUACUAUCGUUGUAACUUCACCAUUUUUACCUGGAAUAUUUUCGAAAUAUUCUAGAAACUAUGUAAUUUCAAAAAAUGUAAGAAAAAGAAAUAAAUGUUUUGGAAGUUACGUACAAAAGAAAGUUAUGUACGCCGUUAAGCUUUGAAUAUUAUUAUUUGAUGUGUCCACGCGAGAGAACUUCUUCUACGAGAUAUUGUUUCUCAUUACUACAGGAUCUAGAAUC